This is a messenger RNA of Mytilus trossulus (common blue mussel), 1705 nucleotides long. RefSeq names its product eukaryotic translation initiation factor 2 subunit 3-like. Bases 46 to 1467 code for a protein of 473 amino acids. Gene Ontology annotation, molecular function: tRNA binding; GTPase activity; translation initiation factor activity. Gene Ontology annotation, biological process: formation of translation preinitiation complex. Lineage: Eukaryota; Metazoa; Mollusca; Bivalvia; Mytilida; Mytilidae. Gene Ontology annotation, cellular component: cytosol; eukaryotic translation initiation factor 2 complex. The record is from RefSeq and is a predicted model, not a curated record. The transcript has 13 exons.
ACUUUACUGUCUGAAAUCUUGCAUCAGAAUAUUGAAAACGGAAGCAUGGCAGGCGAAGAAAAUGAACCUACAAAAAGACUCCAACCACAUCUAUCAAAACAAGAUCUCUCUACUCUCCACAUUGAAAAAUUGACCCCUCUGACACAAGAGGUUAUCAGUAGACAGGCCACUAUAAAUAUAGGCACCAUUGGACAUGUAGCCCAUGGGAAGUCCACUGUAGUCAAAGCGAUAUCUGGUGUACAGACUGUUAGGUUCAAGAAUGAACUUGAAAGAAAUAUCACCAUAAAACUUGGAUAUGCCAAUGCAAAAAUUUAUAAAUGUGACAACAAUUCUUGUCCAAGACCUGGCUGCUACAGAUCUUGUGGCAGUUCUAAAGAAGAUGCUUUUCCAUGUGACAGAGCUGGAUGUAGUGGAAAAUUUAGAGUCCUCAGACAUGUAUCCUUUGUGGACUGUCCAGGUCACGACAUUCUUAUGGCAACCAUGUUGAACGGAGCAGCAGUUAUGGAUGCAGCAUUACUGUUAAUAGCUGGAAAUGAAUCCUGUCCACAGCCUCAAACAUCAGAACAUUUAGCAGCAGUGGAAAUUAUGAAAUUGAAACACAUACUUAUAUUACAAAACAAAAUAGAUCUGGUCAAAGAAAGUCAAGCAAAAGAACAGUAUGAACAGAUUUUAGCCUUUGUUAAAGGAACAAUAGCUGAAGGAGCUCCAAUAAUACCAGUAUCAGCUCAGUUAAAAUAUAAUAUAGAUGUCAUUUGUGAAUACAUUGUUAAAAAAAUUCCUGUACCUAAAAGAGACUUUUUAUCAGAACCCAGAUUAAUAGUUAUUCGAUCAUUUGAUGUAAACAAACCUGGCAGUGAAGUAGAUGAUUUGAAAGGAGGUGUGGCAGGAGGAAGUAUUUUGAGAGGGGUGUUAAAGGUUGGUCAAGAAAUAGAAGUAAGACCUGGUAUUGUAUCUAAAGACCAAGAGGGCAAAUUAACAUGUAAACCAAUCAGAUCUAGAAUUCUGUCAUUGUUUGCAGAACAAAAUGAUCUUCAGUAUGCAGUUCCUGGGGGUUUAAUAGGUGUUGGUACUAAGAUAGAUCCAAUGUUAUGUCGAGCAGACAGAAUGGUGGGGCAUGUGUUGGGAGCAGUUGGAGCAUUACCUGACAUAUAUACAGAACUAACAAUAUCAUUCUUUUUGUUGCGACGUCUUCUUGGUGUAAAAACAGAAGGGGAAAAGAAAGGAGCUAAGGUACAGAAGUUAUCAAAGAAUGAAGUAUUAAUGGUUAAUAUAGGAUCCUUGUCAACAGGAGGACGUGUACUGGCCGUCAAAGCUGAUUUGGCUAAAAUUGGUCUUACAAAUCCUGUAUGUACAGAUAUAGGAGAAAAAAUUGCUCUGAGCCGAAGGGUGGAAAAACAUUGGAGAUUGAUUGGUUGGGGACAAAUCAGAAGUGGAAUUAAGAUAGAUCCUGUCAGCCAAGAUGAUUAAACAAGGGACACACAAUAAUUUACUGAACAUUUUAACUAUGUUACCUGUGAACAGAACUUGGCAUUUAUUAUUACCAUACAGACAUUAAUUUAUAGAUACAAUGUACCCGUACAAAGUUAAUUGAAGUAAUGAUAACGGGCUAAAUUGUUAUAUUUGAUAAAUGACUAAAGAUUUAUUUGUAUAAACUCACUUCAUGUUGUUAUAUACAUGUGAAAUAAACUAGGUUAUUUAUAAAUUA